Coprinopsis cinerea okayama7#130 is the source of this 1719-nucleotide messenger RNA. RefSeq names its product Rad21 protein. The transcript is spliced from 5 exons. Lineage: Eukaryota; Fungi; Basidiomycota; Agaricomycetes; Agaricales; Psathyrellaceae. Gene Ontology annotation, biological process: synaptonemal complex assembly; mitotic sister chromatid cohesion; replication-born double-strand break repair via sister chromatid exchange. Gene Ontology annotation, molecular function: protein binding; chromatin binding. Gene Ontology annotation, cellular component: cohesin complex; synaptonemal complex. The coding region runs from base 1 to 1719 and encodes 572 amino acids. The record is from RefSeq and is a predicted model, not a curated record.
AUGGAGCGCAAGCUUUCCAAAUCACAGACUCUCCAAACCGAUAUUGAACAGUCCGUCGACGCAAUUAAGGACGGAAAUGUCGAGGUUCUGGCUCUACGUCUAAGUGGCCAGCUGCUUCUCGGCGUGGUUCGAAUUUACAGUCGGAAGGCCAAGUACCUAUUGGACGAUUGUAACGACGCGUUGUUGAAGAUUAAGAUGGCCAGUACCAUCGACAUCAACCUUCUGCUUCCCGAUGACAACUGGGAUAUGGACAUCGUAGACCGUCCCCUCCGUGAACAAGGCCAGCACCAAGCUCAAAUUGAGGAUAUCACACUUCCUCAAGGCAACAACCUCGACCAGUUCGGAGCGAUAGACCCGUUCGACAUCGGCCCUACUGACGGAAUCGGCUCCCAAGACUUCUUGGACAUUGACCUUGGAAUUGACUGGGAUGAAGCGCCGCAAAAGGCCAGCGAGGAUGGAAUGAGUGUCGACGACCUGAGCGUUGGCGUAGGACGAGAUGCUGCAAGCGUGCAUAGUCUCAGAGAUUUCCCCCAUCUCAAUGGCGUCAACAAGAGCAUCGAUCUGCAGUCUAUUCGUAGCUUCAGCCGGGACCCUUCAGAACAACCGUUCCAGCCUACCAUGGACAUGGACUUCCCUGACUUUGGUGGCAUGGACUUGGGGGACUUGGGCAUUGGAUUUGACCAGCCUGCUGAAGAGCCUGUCAUCGAACCUCUGCAUGACGAUAAGGCGCCCUCGAGUCGAUCUUUGUCCCCGCUAACCGAAAUCCCAGACACUCCUGUUGCUGAGGAGAUUCCGUUGCCCGAGGUUCCUGAAGAGCCCAUUAAACCUGCCAAGAAGCCCAGGGAGAAGAAACAGAUCAUCGACUCGGUUACUGAAAUGUAUGAUGGGCCUGGCGCCUCGUCCUCUCAAGCUAACCGCGACGGGCCCAUGAAAGACGUCAGUAAUAUCAUAACAGAGCAACGCUACCUCCCGCGUUCAUCUCUUGCUUUGAGACUGCAAGAAAUCAGAGAAGAUCCAUUGGCCCACUUCUUGCCCACAAAGACGGUGGACAAUCAUCUCUUCUUCUCGGCUGGCCCUCCAGGACUCACAUCGGAGCUCACCGAACUUUUCCUGCGCCCUAUGGAGCCAAUAGCCACUAAACGCCGGUAUGCGUCUGUCACGGAAGAUGGUAGCAAGCGCAUCAGGUUGGACGAGGAUGAAGUCGAAGCCGGACGUCGAGCAAUGAGCAUUGCAUCCAGCGUGGCAGGAAUGAGCGACAAGUUGGGGGAGGAACACAACGUCACUGGGGACUUCGACUUCGCGGACCAAACUGCAGCUCUGGAUGAGUAUCAAUUAGAACUUCCCAACGAAGACGGCAAUGUCGAUAUCACCUUGGGGGCGAGGGAACGCUCUGUUUCCCUGGCUCCGAGUGCUAGAAGUCGACUGUCUACCCCUGGGGCUGAGGGGUGGAUGGAGGGUGAGGAGAGCUAUGCAGACAUGAGUUGCCCGAUUGCUAUGUUCGACAGUCGCCAACCCGCCACUCAAACUCAGACGCAAGAGGAAUCUGAAGUCGUUGAAACUCAGGAAGUAGUCGCUGAAGAGAAGGGCUACAGCAAGAAUACUGUCAAAGCUCUCUCGUUUAUUCGAAAGGAGCUUCAACCGACUCUCGACGACGGUGCACAGGAUUCUAGUAUGAGCUUCAACGCAAUGGCUACUAAGGUGAGUCAAUCAAACAAUUGA